Messenger RNA from Phascolarctos cinereus (koala), 9188 nucleotides. RefSeq lists its product as uncharacterized. Gene Ontology annotation, biological process: regulation of DNA-templated transcription. The record is from RefSeq and is a predicted model, not a curated record. Gene Ontology annotation, molecular function: DNA-binding transcription factor activity, RNA polymerase II-specific; RNA polymerase II cis-regulatory region sequence-specific DNA binding. Lineage: Eukaryota; Metazoa; Chordata; Mammalia; Diprotodontia; Phascolarctidae.
UGCUGUUCCUUCAGUUUCUUUAAUCUUUUUUUCAAAGGUGGUCCUGUCCCCACUGGCUCUCUUCUCCUCACCUCAGAUCCUCUAUUCUCCUUUGUUACCCCUUUCCCUUUAAGGUUUUGUUUGUUUCUCUCUCUUGCUUUUAAUUGAUUACAUAUUUCUACCCACUCUUUUUUCCUCUCAGUGAGUCAGACAAUUUCUCCUUCCUCCCCACCUCUUUAGUUAGUCCUGUUCAUUAGUUUUCUAAAAGCCAGCAUUCUCCCUUCCUUCCUCCCUCAUUUUGGCAGCAAUCUGGGGGGGAAGAGUCAUAAGGCAGGGGGACCAACUACAAAGAUAUUCGACAGUGAAGCCUGCACCUGGGUGGUCCCAGUGUGAGCUGAGGGAAGAGGAGGCUUAUGGGAAAGAUGCUGAGGAAAUAGAAAAGCCUGGAUAUGGCGAGUGAAUGGCAGGGGCGGAGGCGGGGGGAGCGAAUGAGGGAGAGGAGUCGAGGAUGACAGUGAGCAUCAGUGACUGCGGGAAGAUGCCCAUGGGCACAGAAGGGAUGGAUUUGGCGAGGUGGGGAAGAUAAUAAAUUCCUCACCAGAUACGUGCAAUCAUUAAUUGAUAAUUCUACCGUUUGGCCCAGACUCAUCUCGCGCCUCCCGCUAGGGAGUGGCUGAUUGCUUCCUCCUCCCGCUCCUUCUCCCCCGCCCGGGAAUCUUUGAUUGGCCCCGUUGCUCCUCCCCCUCCAGACCAUCCACGGCUCCAGAGGGCAAUGAUUGGUUCCCUGGACCGCUUCUGAGAACCUCGCCCCCAUCUCCGAGGUGUUGAUUGGUCUCUCAUCCUUUUUCUUAGGAUAGGCGGGGCCAACCAGACCUCCUAGUGACUGAAACCCUGAGUUCAGAUAUAAAACAACAAAAUGGCGAUUUCCCGUCUUAGGCGCCACAGGAAAUGAUGGAUUGGAGAGUUUAUAUGUGCAGGGAGGAAUGUGAUGGAGUCCAGUUUUGUCCACUUGAUCUCCUAGGCGACUGCAGGCUUCGCGCUUAAAUGUGGGGCGUGGCUAGGGAAAUGACUCCUGGCGGCCAAUCGGGUCCUCCAGCUCCUCUGUGAAGCGAAGGCUGUGUGUCGGGGGAUUCUGGGAUUCGUAGUUUCUGUUUUAAAAAAAGCCACUCCGCGCAGGCGCAGGCGCAUUCUUCAGGCUAAGGAUGCGCGCGGGUUUUAGUCGCCAUUAGAAUAGCACAGAUUUAGGGACCUGGGCUCCGGUCCUCGGAGGUAGCUCCGCGUAUGACGAAGCGGGGCAGAGCCCUUUUACCAGUGGGCCUUAGUAGAAUGUGUGCUGCUCAGCUUGUGUCUGAAGGAGAUACAGAUAUGAAUGCCACAGUGGAAGGGAAAGAUGCUGGAGAGACUGCAUCCUUGAAUGAGGCAAUGACCACUUCCCCAAGUGCUCAAGUUACACCUUCCGGUGAACAAAAUAAAGUCCCGAGUGCAGAGGACCCUGGGGAGCAAGAAACCAGCCGAGGAAGAGACACAUUAGACCCUGCAGUCUCUCAUCAGAACUUGAGAUGGUUUCAGCGCCCUGGAGUAGCUCCACCCCAAGACGAGGAGCUGAGCCAAAUCCGGGAGCUCUGUAUGCAGUGGAUGGAUCCUGAGACUCAUGCCAAAGAGGAUGUUCUGGAUAUGCUGGUGCUGGAUCAAUAUGUGAUUGUCCUGCCCAGAGAAAUCAUGACUUGGGUAAAGUCACAGCCUUCGGAGAACAGUGAGGAGGUAGAGAUCCUCUUGGAAGAUUUGAGCCAGAUGUUUGAGGACAAUGUCCUACCUUCUCAGGACUCUGCUGUUUCCCAGGAUCAGAGCUCUGCAGAAGAGGGAGCAGCUUCUAGGCCCUUGCCAGAUGAAUCCCAGGACUCUGUGACAUUUAAGGAUGUGGCUGUAAUGUUCAGUCGGAAGGAAUGGUGGCAUUUGCAGCCAGCCCAGAUGGAGCUGUACAGAGAUGUGAUGCUGGAGAACUACAAAAACAUGGUCUCUGUGGGGCUUCUUACUUCUAAGCCAGAGCUGAUAGCCCAGCUGGAGAGAGGGGAAGCGCCGUGGAUGCGGAGCAGGAAUGUCCCCAGAGGUCCUGGUGCAGGUUCAGAGACCAGGUUUGUUACAAAAGAAUCAGCUCCAAAACCGGGCAUUUAUUUGAAAGACCCAUCUCAGGAAAGGCUCUCGAGAGAUGGUCCCUGUGCCUCUACAUUGGGAGGAGCCUGGAAAUGUGAGGAAAAGCAGCAAGACAACCAAGAAGGACAAUCUAGUCAAGUAACAAUAGAACAGGAGAAAACAUCUAAGGUGAGAAGACCUAGAUGCAAUAUAUUUAGGAAAUACUUCAGGCCAGGGUCAGGCAUUGUUACAAAAAAGAAAGUUCCUACAGGAACAAAUCUCCAUAAAUAUACUAAACAUAAAAUGAGCCUCAAACAGUAUUUAGACCUGGUUAGAAGUAAAAUGACAACCCCAGAGAAGAAACCUAAUUUUAAGGUAAGGCCGAAGACCCGAAGUUACUACUCAAACCUUUUUAAGUCUCGUAGGAUACCUCCUGGAAAAAAAGGCUACAAGUGUAAGGCAUGUGGGAAAACUUUCAUCUACAAUUCAUCUCUUACUCGACAUCUGAGAAUUCACACUGGGGAGAAACCCUACAAAUGUUAUGAAUGUAAGAAGAGCUUUAGGCGGCGCUCAUUUUUCAAUCUACAUAAGAGAGUUCAUACUGGAGAGAAACCUUUUAAGUGUAAUCAGUGUAAGAAAGCUUUCAUCCGGGACUCAUCCCUUUUUAAGCAUCAAAUAAUUCAUACAGGAAAGAGACCCUACAAGUGUAAUGAAUGUAAGAAAGCCUUUACCCAGAGGGGGCUACUUACUGAACAUCAAAGGACUCAUACUGGAGAGAAACCCUUUAAAUGUGAUGUGUGUAAGAAAGACUUCAGUCACAAAUCAUCCCUUAUUCAACAUCAGAGAAUUCAUACUGGAGAAAGAACCUUCAAGUGUAAUAUAUGUGAAAAAGCCUUCAACCAGAGCACACGCCUAACUGAACAUAAAAGAAUUCAUACUGGAGAGAAACCCUAUAAGUGUAAUAAAUGUGAGAAGGCCUUCACUCAAAGAACACAUCUCAAUGAGCAUCAGAGAGUUCAUACUGGAGAGAAGCCCUAUAAAUGUAGUCAUUGUGAGAAAGCUUUCAGUAAUAGCUCAUCCCUUACUCAGCAUCUUCGAAUUCAUACUGGAGAGAAACCUUAUAAAUGUGAUCAAUGUGAGAAGGCCUUCAGUCAGAACUCAUCCCUUAUCAUACAUCUGAGAUUCCAUAGUGGGGAAACACCUUUUAAGUGUAAGGACUGUGGAAAGGCCUUCAGCCGUAACUCAUCCCUUACGAGGCAUCAGAAAACUCAUAGUGGGGAGAAACCUUUCAAGUGUAAUGAAUGUGGGAAAGCCUUUGGUAGGAACUCAUCCCUAACUGACCAUCAGAAAAUCCAUACUGGAAAGAAACCUUAUAAGUGUAAUGAAUGUGGGAUAUCCUUCAAUCAGAAUACUCGCCUUAUUGAACAUCAGAGAAUACAUACUGGAGAGAAGCCCCACAAAUGUGAUCUGUGUAAGAAAGCCUUCAGGAGUAGUUCAGCUGUUCUCAGGCAUCAGAGAAUUCAUAGUGGAGAAUAACAGAGUGGGAUCAUGCACGGGGAAAGCUUCAGUCACACUUGUCACUUAUUAAAUACCCCAGAGUCAAAUGAUCACAAUCUGCCCCUUGGGAGUUAGAGAGAGAUUUCCCUCUUCCCUGUAGUACACUACCUGCUUUCAAGCCACGGAUUUGCAUAAGUUGAACAGGAAGGAGCAUUGUUAUGAGAUCUGUAGUAGUAGAAGUACCGAGUCUUCUAAAAAUAACUAACAGAAGAAGGAAUCUUAAAGUUUCCAACUCUAGUAUUAAAACAACUGGGUAAUAUCUGUGAGUAAAGGGAUAAAAGAAAGUCCUGCUAAAGUAAAUGCAUAUUUUAAAAGUAUCCCUGUUACUUUUGGUGUGCACAAACUAGUUGUGGGCACAUCCCUGUGAAAUAUCUUCAGAUUCUUGUAUAUUUCACCCUGAAACAAGUUCCUAGUGUUAGGUAGGCUAGUGAAGAGUGGAUAGAAUUUUUUUCAAUUGGGCCUGCCACUAGAUCUAGAAGAUGGAGGGGAUGAGGCAGGACCCCCUAGUUUAAGAGUAAGGAAGAUAGAAAGUUGUUUUGGAGCUAAAGAAACUUUGUUUCUUUUUUCUCCCGGACAGUGGUAGGAGUUGUAAUAGAUACCUUCUUUGGUUUCUUGGCAUUCUCUUGUCUCUACCCCAGGGGUUCCAGUGCCCUAUGUUGCCUUCUGACUACCCAAAGUCCUUUGCUGUAUCCUCUACUCAUCCCUAACUUCUUCUACAAUGUCUUAUGUUCUAGAAUUACUGCUUUUCUGCUUCUUCCCAUCAGCACUUCCCUUUCCUCAGUGCAUCUUAAUAUGGAAAUUCAAUUUACACUCCAUUCCCAAGAUUUACCUUCCAGCCUGUUUCUUGGAGGUUGAACUAUGACUUACUGGGUGAUAUUGCCUCCAAGCUGUGGGCCAAGGGGCCCACAGAUUGCAGUCAUGCCUGAGCCCAGCCUUUCCAAAUCAAGCGUUUUGCUUCUUUGGAAUUGGAAUAGGAGCAGAGGAGGUGAGCUGAAAGCAGGGUAGAUUUUGGGCCAUGUGGGGAAAUAGGUGCAGUUUUCCUGAGGCCCUCCUUCCUUUUCCUGUUUUUGUCUGCUCCUGUCUUCUCUCCUCAGGGGCCUCUUCUGCUUAAUCUUGAAUCAGGCAUUAGUAACUAAGGGAGCAUUUUCUGCAGCAUCAUAAUGGAAGGACCUCCAAGAACAUCCAGUCCAACUAGCUCAUCUUAUCAGUGGUAAAACAGAUCCCAGAAGAAGAAAGUGGCCCACUAGGGUCAUGUAGGUGAUAAGUAGCAGGGUCAGGCUUCAAAUACAGGCCCUAAGACUUCAAAUCCAAUGUUCUUUUCACCAUACCCUGUCUCCACUGAGCAGGGAAUUCUCAGCAUCACCAGGCUAGUUGAAAAAGUGAUUGCCAUGAAGCCAGGAGGGUCACAAUCCUUGCUUUUCUCCCUUAGCCAUGGUCUCUUUCCCAGAGUGUUUCCUUUGCUUUAGUUCUAUGUUUGUCCCUGUUUUCAAGUUUGUAGUUAGGUCCUCCUCCAGCAUCAUGAUACUUAUCAUGUUAGAAGUACUUUCCAGGUUACAGAGCACCUUUGUGAUGACAACCUGUAUAGCUCUCCCCUGCUCAAGGGGCCAGUUAUUCAUCCCUGUCAAAAUCAACCCUGCUCAGGCAGGUAUUGGCUAAAAACUCAGGUGUGAGUUGAUGGAGAGUUAAAUGGUGACUCCCUCACUUAUAACUUGAAACAAUCAGUGAGAUUAUAGUUGAUAGCUAUUUCCCAUGGUUUUAUUCUCACCUCCUUAUAAUACCCUGGGGAUGGCUGUGGUAACGACAAAUUGCCUCACCAUGUAGAAACAAACCUCUGCCUGUUUUCUUUGAAACUCAACUCUCUAGAUCAAACUGAUUUCAGAACCCCAGCAGGCCUUUUGUUUCUCUAGGUUUUAAGCUGUCCCUGUCUCCCAUUCUCUUAUCUCUGAUAUUGCUGAAUUAGCUGUUAGGAUAAUUUAGACCGCAUUCCCAACUGAUUCCAAAUUCACCCUUACAUCUUGAACUUUUUUGUUUCUUAAUGUUGUUCCCUCUAUAUGUUAGGUUAAUUUAUGAUCUUAAGCUACAUUGAGAGGUACAGUGUCCAAAAUGAUUGAGGUUAUAGCCCUACUCACUUCUGCCGUGGGCAGAACCUCUCUCAAAUUGUGUGUUCAGUUUGGGGUGUCAGUUUUAAGAACAACUUUGGCAAAUUGGAGCACAUGCAGAAGAAGGUGAUGUGGUUUCUCAAGGUAAAGAGAAUGUGCCACAAGAAAAACUAUUGAAGGAAAUGAAUGAUGUUUAGCUUAGUUAAGAGAACGUGUUGUCAAGUAUUUGAACCAGGAAGGGAGAUUCAGCUUAUUCUGCUUGGUCCCAGAGAGCAGAAUUAGGAGCAGUAUGUAGAAAGCAUCCCAACUCUGAAAUUCCCUAAUGUGAUUCUCUCUAAACCUUCCUGAAGCCAAUUUUACAAAGGUUGUGUAAGCAAAAAAAAGCCAGCUGCAGAAGAAGGAUAGCUUUGAGAUUCCAACCAGGAAAACUUCCAGCAGUGACCAAAGGAGGUUUUUUCCUACCAAGUGGAGGUAGAUAAGACCCUGCUUCAGAGAAGGUAAACUGCUGGAGGACAAACUUUUGGUGCCUUACUUUCCUCAUAGCCCUAAGUCUAGGGCCAUGCUUGUUUUGGCAUCUUCCAAAGACUUAUUGAUUCAUUGAUUAUAGUCAAAAGAUUCUAGUUAUUUAAAUCCCUUCAAAACCCUUUUGUAAGGAGCCCAUAGGAAUGUAAUCAGUAGAAAUCCAACUGUCUAACUCAAACUUUUUUCUUUAAGUCUUUAAGAAGACGGUUUUAAUUGGUUAGAGCAACUCUAGCCCUGGCCCUUUUGGCCCCAGUCAGUGCGGACUUGGAGUCCAGGUGUCAAAGAACAGGGGAGCAUCUCCAGAACGGGCUGUCUGUUGGAAAGGAAUUUUUCCCAUCGUAUUUUGCCCAAUCCAAGGAAAUCUAUCAGGGCUGAAUCAACAGAAGCAGUAAGAGGUUUCAGGAUUUCUUUAGUGGCAUUGAUUCUGGUAGCUUGUGUGGGCUUCAGGAAAUACACUCUUCUAGAAUCCCAAGGAGACCUUAGGUGUCGUCUAGUCCAACUUGUACCCAAAGCAGGAACUCCUUCUUGAAGCAGGAAUCCUUGGCAAGUAAGAUUGGAGCAGUGAAAAGAGCCGCUGGAUAGAGUUUGAGGACAAGGGCUUAAGUCUGAGGCUCGGUCACUGUCAGUGUGACCUUAGGUAAGUCACUUAACUCCUCACUUGUAAAGUGAGGAGUAUGAACUGCAGUUAUGUCUAAGGUCCUUCAACUCUCUGUCAUCUUUUGCUGAGAGAUCCCAUUUCUUAUUUUCUUUGCUCCAUCUGCUUCCACCUUUCAUUUUUGGGUACUUCUUCGAGAAGAUGUAAGUCUCCUCAGAGUUGUGUUCACUAAAGACUAGACAGCCCAAGCAGUCCUGGUGGAUUUGACCCUUCUAAGAUUUCAACAUUGCCCAAGAUGAGACUGGCAGAGCCAGCACUGGGCAGGUAGGCAUUGAGGCAUGUGUUCAGCCAAUGCCAGCUAUGAUGCACAGAUGCUUUUUGGCCCUGUUCUCUUGUCUCCCUGGCCAGCUGUUCUGGCCUCGAUUCCAUGACUGAAAUUUAGCGUUGCUUGUUGGAGACAGAAGGCAGAACGAUGAGCCAUGAGGCUAAGUUAUAGAGACAGUUUCAGGUUCCCUGUAAGGAGGAACUUCCAAACAAUAGAGCUGUAGGAUGGGCUGCCUGGGGUGAGAGUGGAUUCCUCUUUGCUAGAGAUGUUCAAGAAGAGGCUGGAUGGUUGCUUGUUGGAGAUACCAUAGAGGGGAUCCCCUUUGGAAUUUAUAGGUUGCACUAGCUAUGUUGUGUGAGGGCCAUUACAACUCUGAGAAUGUGAUUCUUCCUCUGUUCACUUGGGCACUUCUGCCCUGGACCAGUUGUAGUUGCUGCCUUCCAUCCAAGACCUGUUCAUCUGAACUGUAUCCACCCAUGUCUAGACUGGCCCCAUUCUUGGAGAGCUUUCGACAGGCUCCCAGUCGUGCUGUAAUCAUCAGCUCUAUUUGGAAGCUGAGAUUCUGAUUAAUCACUCGUUGUUUAACUAGAAUUCUAUAUAGGAAGCUCACUAUGUUUUCUCUGAGAUAGAAGCUCUCUGUGUUCUGUGCAUUGCUGCUGGCUUUGCUGCUGUAGUGGUUAGCUGUUGUGCUUAGCGGCAAAUUUGCGCCUAACGGCCCUAAUUGGAGGAUUUGUUCUGACUUCCAUUGGCUUGCUACAUGAUCAAGAGAAGCUGUUGAUUUAUCUUCUGAGCUUGUUCUGCUUCUUUAAAAGGAGCUGUGCCUUUUUUCCCUUCGAAUGUCAUUGCACAGGAAAGGCAACACCUGCCUAACUAAGAUCGGUAAAGAAUAAGUGGGAAAGAGGGUAGUGCGGCCCUCUGGUUAGGCCCCACUGGCUGAACCCCGCAGAGUUUGUGCAGGGUCUUAUACUUAGUACAAAUAGUGGUUUUUGUUGUUGUUUUUUCUUCAAAUACUCUUGCACAGGAAGGGCAGUCUGAUAGAGCGGAAGAGAGCUGGGUUUGGCGUCACAGGACCUCAGGCAUCACUCUUUUCCCCAGCUUCAGAUUCCCCACCUGUGAAAUGAGCAGCUAGAUCAGAUGGCUUCUGAGUUCCUGUCUUGUGCUAAAGCUCUGAACUCUGAAGCCACUGAAGUUGAGUUUCCUCCCGUCCCAGCCCUGAUGCAGAGGCACUGGGGCAUGGUCCAGCUGGCCCUGGGCUUGGUGCCAGAAGACCUAGCUCCGCGUCUCUGCUUUGCCACUUCAUGGUUGGGUGGCACUCAACAAGGUAGGUCAUAGUUUAGCUUUGAUAAUAAAGUACGCUAAUAUACGUAAACUGCUCUGUGAGUUGUAAAACCCUCUAUGAUGUCAGCUUUAGUAAUUGUUGUUGUUUUCUCCUGUAGGAAUAGGCUGAGACUUGACUAGGGUGAAAGGGCGUGGUCAUCCUGAGAGGCCUCAGAGGCAUCUGUGCCUUUAAGUGAGUUCCUCCUCUGACCCUGUGGCCUAAAUUUGAGAAGCCCCAGGGCCCCAAGGGUCCUGAUUCUGAGAAGCCUUGGGCCCUAUCCUGCCGCGGCAUCUCUAUUUCCUGGGCCUUCUGAUGUGGAUCUCUUGGAUGCUAAGUGCUUUUUUAUUCAUCCUCCAAGAAAUUUGGUGAGCAUCUGCAGAGACCACGCCCGAGAAAAGUUUCCAGGGGCGGUCAAUGGGUACCUGCUUUCUGGGUAUGCUUCAUGGGAGGGUAAGGAGAGCAGAACAUGGUCUGGGCUGUCCUAGACUUGCUGCUUUCCAGGUAACAGUGACGCAGGUCCUGCCUAUCACCAGUAAGGGGAAGAGGGGGUGGGGAAGAGGAGGGUGCCGCCCCUUCGAUGUGCCCCACUGGCUGAACCCUGCAGAGUUUAUAUGUGCUUAAUCCAAGUCAUGUUUAGUUGAAUAAAUGUUUAGUUGCAAUGAU